AUGAAGUCUUGGUCUCCCGAUGAAGAAAUAGACGCGAACGGGUUCGAUGAUCUUAACAAACCGUUGUUACUGACUCAAGAAGAUGAUACACCUCGACGACAUGGUGUACUUACGCCUCAAAUAAAUGAUAUCAAGAGUUUUGAUUCUAAAAUUAAGAGAAGCCUCAAGUCCAUCAUGGUUUCACCACUUGGCGCAAAUUCCAUUAAUGCAAAUGAGAUAGAAGAAACUAGAAUUGAAGUAAAUGAGGUGACGGAGAAAGAAAUAUCAGAAUGCCGAAUCAAGAUUAAGGGAAUGACGUGCACGAGCUGUUCUCGAUCUGUAGAGCAUGCCUUGCAAAUGGUUGAUGGAGUGAAAAAGGCCAUAGUUGGUCUAGCCUUAGGUGAAGCAAAAGUAGUCUUUGAUCCUAAAGUCAUAGAUACCAACAAGAUAAUUGAAGCCGUAGAAGAUGCUGGUUUUGGAGCAGAACUCGUUAGUUCGAGGAAUGAUAUGAACAAAGUGCAUCUAAAACUUGAAGGGAUAGAUUCAGUAGAAGAUUUAAAUGUUAUAGUUUCUUCUCUUAAUUUAGCUUCCGGUGUGAAUCGUGUUGAAGUGGAUUUAACGGAACAUAAAGUUACAGUUAGCUAUGAUUCAGAUAUUACAGGUCCAAGAUUUCUUAUACAGUGUGUUCAUGAAGCUAGUAGUGGUCACAGUGUGUAUCAAGCAACUUUGCAUACUAAUUCCGGAAGUAGAGAAAGAGAGAAGUUGAAUGAAAUUCGUAUGUACAGAAACCAAUUUUUGUUAAGCUGCUUAUUUUCUGUUCCCGUGUUUAUGUUUUCCAUGCUUCUUCCCAUGCUUCCUCCGUAUGGUGACUGGUUAAACUAUAAGAUUCAUAAUAUGUUCACUCUUGGGUUGUUUUUGAGAUGGAUCCUUAGCACUCCUGUUCAGUUCAUUAUUGGCAAAAGGUUCUAUUUAGGGUCAUAUCAUUCACUAAGGAGAUGGUCUGCAAACAUGGAUGUGCUGGUAGCACUUGGAACUAAUGCUGCUUAUUUCUACUCAGUAUAUGUUGUAGUUAAAACACUAACUUCGGCUACAUUUCAAGGACAAGAUUUCUUUGAGACCAGUUCUAUGCUGAUAUCAUUUAUUCUAUUAGGCAAAUAUUUGGAGAUUAUGGCGAAAGGGAAAACAUCGGCCGCUUUAGAAAAGCUUAUACAACUUGUUCCUGAUAAAGCUUAUUUGCUAGAUUUUGAUGCUAAUGGAAAUGUGGUUGGAGAGACAGAAAUUGACACUGAACUUAUACAAAAGAAUGACAUGAUCAAGAUUGUUCCCGGUGCUAAAAUUCCAGCUGAUGGUGUUGUUAUAAAAGGGAAAAGUUGUGUGAAUGAAAGUAUGAUCACAGGUGAAUCAAGACCUGUUAAUAAAAUUCCAGGAGAUAAGGUUAUCAGUGGGACCAUCAAUGAGAGUGGUUGUUUACUGAUCAAGGCAACUCAUGUUGGAUCUGAGACCACACUUUCUCAAAUAGUUCAACUUGUAGAAGCUGCUCAACUUGCAAGAGCACCAGUUCAGAAACUUGCAGAUGAUAUUUCAAGGGUUUUCGUUCCAAUAGUUGUUGUUGCAGCCUUCAUAACUUGGCUUGGAUGGUUUAUUCCUGGAGAAGCAGGUUUAUACCCGAAAAAUUGGAUCCCGAAGGCUAUGGAUGCAUUUGAAUUUGCUUUGCAGUUUGCUAUUUCUGUACUAGUUGUUGCUUGUCCAUGUGCUCUUGGUCUAGCUACACCAACCGCAAUCAUGGUGGCUUCAGGUGUUGGUGCUUCUCAAGGUGUUCUCAUCAAAGGUGGAGAUGCAGUGGAAAAAGCACACAAGGUGAAAAUUGUUGUGUUUGAUAAGACUGGGACAUUGACAAUUGGGAAGCCAGUAGUGGUUAGAGCAAUGCUGUUUUCUAAAUUUUCUAUGGAGGAGUUAUGUGACAUGACAAUUGCUGUGGAGGCAAAUAGUGAACAUCCAAUAGCAAAAGCUGUUGUGGCGUAUACAAAGAGACUGCGCAUGAGUUUUGGAUCCUCUAGCAAAGAUCAAGUAGAAGAUGUGAAUGACUUUGAAGUACACAUGGGAAGUGGAGUAAGUGGAAAAGUUAAGGAAAAAACAGUUCUACUUGGAAACAAGAGACUCAUGCAUGCUUUUAAUGUACCAAUGAGUCCCAUGGUGGAGACGUUCGUAUCCGAGAAUGAAACUUUUGCAAGAACAUGUGUAUUAGUUUCAAUUGAAGGAAAAAUUGCUGGAGCAUUCUCAGUAACUGAUCCUGUAAAGCCGGAGGCAAAGAGUGUCGUAUCGUUUCUUCACUCCAUGGACAUCUCAGCCAUCAUAGUCACAGGUGAUAAUUGGGCUACUGCAAAUGCAAUUGCAAAUGAAGUUGGUAUUAGAGAGGUUUUUGCUGAGAUAGAUCCUCUUGGAAAAGUCGAUAUAGUCAAAGACUUGCAGAUGAAAGGAAUGGUAGUAGCAAUGGUAGGCGAUGGAAUAAACGACUCACCAGCUUUAGCAGCUGCUGAUGUUGGUAUGGCAAUUGGUGCUGGAACAGACAUAGCAAUAGAAGCAGCUGAUGUAGUUCUUGUCAAAAGCAACCUAGAAGAUGUGAUUACAGCAAUAGAUUUGUCAAGAAAAACCAUAUCUCGUAUCUGGCUCAACUAUAUAUGGGCUUUUGGUUACAACAUUCUUGGUAUGCCAAUUGCGGCGGGUGUUUUGUACCCUUUUUUUGGAAUCAGGUUGCCUCCAUGGCUUGCUGGUGCUUGCAUGGCUGCUUCAUCACUUAGUGUAGUUUCUUCAUCACUCUUGUUGAUGCUUUAUAAAAAGCCUUUGAAGAUGGAUUAUGGUUUGUCUAAUGUUUAA
This is a messenger RNA of Vicia faba (fava bean), 2853 nucleotides long. Lineage: Eukaryota; Viridiplantae; Streptophyta; Magnoliopsida; Fabales; Fabaceae. The record is from the annotation of a GenBank genome assembly.